GGGGCGGCCGGGCCGGGCGGCGGCGCCGCAGUGACUCGUCGGGCUCGGUGGCGGUGGCGGCGGCUUCGGAGGUUUCAGAGGAGCGGACUGUGUGGCCGGUGGGCUGCUGCGGCCUCGCAGCUACCUUUGUGCGGAGCCCUUCCCUUCUCGGGCGGCUGCGGUGGGCACACCCGGGGGCGGCGGCCACCGCGGCCAGGUUAGCGUGGGGGAAGGGGUGAGCGCCCGAGUAGCCCAUCGGCAGUCAGUGAAUCCAAGCCGGCCCACCUCCCACGAUGUCCGACGAGGCGUCGGCCACCACUUCCUAUGAGAAGUUUUUAACCCCAGAGGAGCCCUUCCCUCUCCUAGGGGCCCCUCGUGGGGUGGGCACCUGCCCCAGCGAGGAACCUGGCUGCCUGGACAUCAGCGACUUUGGCUGCCAGCUCUCCUCCUGCCAUCGCACCGAUCCGCUCCACCGGUUUCACACCAACAGGUGGAACCUCACUUCGUGUGGUACGAGUGUCGCAAGCUCAGAAUGUAGUGAGGAGCUCUUCUCGUCAGUUUCUGUUGGAGAUCAAGAUGAUUGCUAUUCCCUCUUAGAUGAUCAAGACUUCACUUCUUUUGACUUGUUCCCUGAGGGAAGUGUCUGUAGUGAUGUCUCCUCUUCUAUCAGCACGUAUUGGGAUUGGUCAGAUAGUGAAUUUGAAUGGCAGUUACCAGGCAGUGACAUUGCCAGUGGAAGCGAUGUACUUUCUGAUGUCAUACCCAGUAUUCCAAGUUCACCUUGCUUGGUUUCUAAAAAGAAAAACAAGCACCGGAAUCUAGAUGAGCUUGCUUGGAGUGCAAUGACAAAUGAUGAACAGGUGGAAUAUAUUGAGUAUCUGAGCCGAAAAGUCAGUACUGAGAUGGGCCUUCGGGAGCAACUUGACAUUAUUAAAAUCAUUGAUCCUUCUGCUCAGAUCUCCCCUACAGACAGCGAGUUCAUUAUUGAACUUAACUGUCUCACAGAUGAAAAACUGAAGCAGGUCAGAAACUAUAUCAAGGAGCAUAGCCUUCGUCAGCGGCCUACAAGGGAGGCCUGGAAGAGAAGCAACUUUAGCUGUGCAAGCACCAGUGGAGUGAGCGGUGCUAGCGCCAGCAGCAGCAGUGCCAGCAUGGUCAGUUCCGCAAGCAGCAGUGGGUCUAGUGUUGGAAACUCGGCUUCAAACUCCAGUGCCAACAUGAGUCGAGCACACAGCGACAGCAACCUAUCUGCAAGUGCAGCAGAGCGGAUUCGGGAUUCAAAGAAGCGAUCCAAGCAGCGAAAGCUACAGCAGAAGGCCUUCCGUAAGAGGCAGCUGAAGGAGCAGAGGCAGGCGCGGAAGGAGAGGCUCAGUGGGCUCUUCCUAAAUGAAGAGGUGCUGUCCUUGAAAGUGACUGAGGAAGACCAUGAAGCGGAUGUUGAUGUGUUGAUGUAAUAGGGUGAAUUGGUCAGCGUUUUUUCGAAGCAUUUUUCUCUCUUCAUUAGUUUACAUACAUCUUGACCAAAAUUUUGGUUAGGGUUGUGCUGAUGUACCAUUAAUAAUUUAGGCCAGUGGUUCUCAGAAAGUAGCCCCAGCACCCGCAGCUUUCAGCAUCACCUGAAAAGACCUUAGAAUUGUGUUUGGGCUCCAUUCCAGACCCACAGGCAGUGUGGAUGUGGAGCAGCACUGUGUUCUACCCAAUGGCAGACUAUUCUCAUGCACAUUCUCAUUUAAAGACCACUGGUAAAUGUCUUAACUACUUUAACUUUAUGGCGAUUAAGUAGGCUUUUCAAAGACUACUACUGCAUUUCCAGUUUGGGAAAUUUCAAAGUACUGAUGAGAAGUAGUUUAUUUUGUCAGUAUAUAUGUAGGGUCCGUAAUUCAGUUCCCUUCUUCAGAAGAUUUUUUUUUUGGUUUACUUUUUCAAAAGGGCCAUAGUAUAAUUCUUAGUUCCUAGGGGCAAAUCCUUUUUGAGGUGGGGGUGCACAUAAGGUAUGCAUUGCUGUUUACAAUAGUGCCUUCAUUAGGUUUAGUUCUGUUUUCAUUCAUUAUUAGUGCAAAGGGAUAAAAAAGGGCCCUAGUCUUUUCCAAUUAGAUGUGGGUUUUUUCUUCUUGUGUGCUUUAUGUCAAGAGAGAAUCAUUUCCGCAAGUCAUAACUACUGAGAAAAUAAUGCUAUAGUAGUGAAAUUUUAGACUUAACUCUGUGUUGAUGAAGUUUCAAGUGGAGACUCCAGUUAGGCAAGGAUACCAAUCAAGUUUUCCCAUUGUAUCCUUACAUUUUAGCCUGCCGCAUAAUCUCCAAACUAGAACAUUUAUCUCUUUCUCUCUAUCAAAAUAUUUGUGUAGUACACCUCUAAUUUUACAUGUUUGAUAUGUGGUGAGGUUGGUGUUUCAAAUUAGCUGACAGACCACUUGGAGUUCAACAAACUUUAGAGACUGCUAUGGGUAUACAAAGCAGUCUGCUGUAGAAAACACCUUUGCUGGUGCCUAGUAGGACUCUUUAGUCUAAAUGUGAAAUCAUGGAGUUUCCUUAGACAUUUUUUUUUCAAAGAAUUCAUUAUCAUGAACUUAGAAGUCGCCUGAUUCCUUUUCUUCUAUGUGUCUUUGAGCAUUGACAUGGACUAGAGAAGAUACAAACUGAGACUACUGACAAUCAACCAAUUUUAUAACUUUCAUGAUUUUCAGUUGUAUUACUGCAUUUAGAAAGCAAACUGUGGGUUUCAACAUUAUUUAACUUUAGUUCUUCAAAAAGAUUAACAACAUAAAUUCUUAAUUUUUAGUUGCUAUAAAGGCCUAAAUUUUACUGAAUUAAAGGUAGAGAUUUAAUCCUGGUAUGUUGGUACACACCUUUAAUCCUAGCAUUCAGGAGGCUGAGGUGAGGAUUGUAAGUUCAAAGCCAGCCUGGGCUACAUAGUGCUACUACUAAACUUUUGUACAUAUUUAAAAUAUUUAAAUUUUUAUUUUGUUCCUUUGAAGGCUAAAGAAUUGAAACUGAGGGUGAAAAUUAGUACUUUACAGCAUUGCUGAGGCCUGUGAUCUAGCUGUAACUUUUGAAUCCCUACUAAGAUCAGAAUUUAAAAUGCUACAAAGAUAAAGCAUGACUAUGUGUGCUUUCAGUUAAAGUAGUAUUUUUGACUUUCCUCCUACAUCCUUUUGGUAUUCCACCCUAGUUUAGAGGACCAAGGAGCUCUAGAUCCUAGAAUACUUAAUAAAGAAUGUACCCAGUUUUCCCUCCUAAGUACAGAAAUAGAAAAAGAAGAGAAGCAAAUAUAUUUAAACUCACUGCCUUCACUUCGUUGUAGCAAAAUCCCGCAGAGGAAAUAAUCCGAGUGUUUUUCCUAUUCUCUGAGGAAGGUGAGCCACAUUGAGAUACAGGGCAACAUUUAUCUAUCACCCACUUGCAAACUAUUUAUUUGUUGAUGCUCACUAAAAAAAAUAAAAUAAAAUCCCCAAACCAGUUCAGGAUAUAAUUUAAGACCAAUGUCUCUAUUCUCCCCCCCCCCAAAAAAAAAUCAUGUAGUCUUCUUAACUUAGAUUUAACUUAAGUCACUAUUGAGUAAGUUUACCAAAGUGCCAUGGGCAGAUUUUUAAUGUCUAUAAAGGUUUGAGUAUUUAUAGAAGUAUGUCAUAAAAUUUUCUGUAAGUCCAGAUUCACUCUAUAUGUUAGGACUGGAAUGUAAAGUGUCGAUUUGGUGGAGAAUACUGCUUUCAUUUAAGAGAAAAACCGUGGAACUCCUAGAGUUGUUUAUGAUCUAAGAGAGAGAGAGGUUAAAAUCUUUCUCCUUCCUUCCAAAACAAACUAUCGCAAAAGGGCAAAAGUCUCUUCGUGUCUUUGUUAUCUGUGCUCUGUUAUCUGUUAGGAUGUUUCAUGUAGAUAAUUCAGAGAAUUGUUGAAAUAGGUAGUAAUUUAUUAAAUCUGGUAUCUCCCAAGGCAUAUUUAAAAACAACUUCAAGUCAGCAUCUUUUGUUUUUCCUUUUCAGUGGAAAAACCUAUUUAAUCAGUUAUAAUUAAAAGGAAAGUCAGGGAAACUCAAAUCAAAAGUGUUGAGUUUAUCCUCCUCCAGUCACAAGAGCUAUCAUCAAGAAAACCCAAAGCAAAUUCUGGUGAGAAGAGAAGAUGGGAAGGAAUGUGUAUAUACUGCUAGUGGCAGUAUAAACUGGCUGUACCAGUCAGAAUCAGUAUGGGUGUCCUCUUGUUAAAAAGAAAAUCAGGAGUGGAGUUAUCUUACGAUGGAGCUGUACUAUCCUUUGGUCUAUGCUGACAGUAAACAGUCUCAGUAUAUGACAGAGGUUUGGGUGUGAGCUUCCAUGUCUAAUUCAGUCCUGCUCCCAAUAGCCAAUAAAUGGAUAUCCAUCAGCAAAUAGAUAAAGAAAAUGUAACAUAGAUUCAUAGUCAGCCAUAAUGAAGACUGGAAUUAUGUCACUUGCAAGAAAAAAGCUAGAACUAGACAGAGAUCAUGUUAAGCAAAGCAAACCAGAUUCAGAAACACAAACAUUAUAUUGUUUGUUACAAGUGGAAUCUAGAUUUGAUAAAAUGCAACACAUGAAAGUAGAAGGGGACACUGUUGGGGAAGAGGAAAGGCUCUGGCGAAAAGGAGAACAAAAAUGGCGGGUGUAUAUGAUUGAAGUACAUUCUAAAUAUGUAUGGAUAAAUGAAUGAAUGGAAGACCAGAGUUUGUUCCAGUGUUGGUUAUCUUCUGUCCAGAACUGACAGUGGAGUGAAUAAGUCUCCUCUUUAUAGCUGUAUCCAGAGACUUUUUAUUAGAUCUUGUACAAGUAUGUCAGUCCUUACUACAGCUUUUAAAAGUGUGAACAAUGAAUUGAGCAAAAUGGCAUGUAUUUUUAUACAGUUUUACAAAUGAUUAAAGGAAGGUGUUGUUUUAGAAUAUAGUAAGUUAAGUCGUAAAGGGCUAGUUCAUUCUAUCUUACUGAGAACUUAAAGUCCAAUGACACUUUGUCUUCAUUCUUUGGUAGAUAGUGACAGUUUAGUUGACUUUCUCUGUUGUGUGGGUAAAUUAGACAUUUCUGAAUUAAGUCCUGGAAACUGAUUUAUAAAAUAAUGACCUAUAGUGUGAGUAGAUGUCUCAUUUUUUCUAGCUUUUAGAAAGUGGCACAUUCCCUGAAAAAGGAAAAAUUAUAUGAAAUUAUUGUAUAAAGGUAUCCAGAUUCUGAUGAGCUUUAAAUAUUGUAAAAUUUAUUAUAUAUCUUCAUAUUUAAGCCAAAAAUGUUACAACAUAAACUCUAUAGCAGUCCUUUUGUUUUGGGUUCUCUUAGCAGACUUUUUGUUCAUGGCUUCUCUGUAGCCUCAUGUGCCUUAAAGGUGGUGGACUUUGUCAUUUGCAUCUAUAUCAGGCUUCCUCAAAAUCAGAUAAUCAGAAUGCUAUAAUUUGGUUCAUAUAAUGCUCAUGGUGUUUGGAUAUUAGUAAAAUGUAUCAAUCAGUAGAAUAGAGUAUAAAAUAAACACCUUCAUAUCUUGGACUCAUUUGCUUAAAACUAGUUUUGAGCCACCAGAUUAAUGAAGGGCCUUGCAUUUGCAUAAAAUUUUGCUUAAUAUAUUUUUUGCCACUGAAACAAGGUCUCCCUAUACAGUCCAGACUCGCCUUGAACUUGUUUUGUUGCCCAGGCUGGUCUGGAACUUAUGAUCCUUUCUCUUAGCUUCCCUGGUGUUUGGGACCCAGAUGUGCCUGGGAAAUGUAUCUUUUUAAACCAGGUGAGUUUUAUCAGGGAAGAAAAAUUUUAGGAUUUGUACAAAAAACACUUGAAGAGCCAAGAUUAUAUAGAAAGGUGUUUCUUCUGUUAACUUUAAGGAUUCUUUGGAUUCAUUUGUGUAAUCAUUGAGGUGCCCUAUUCUCUUUGCUUUGAACAAAUUACCUCUUAGCACUGUCUUCAAGAAUUCUUUGUGGGAAUUGAUGUAGGGUAAAGUUAGUUUGGGUUGCUGAUAGUAUAGUUCAUUUGUGUUCCCUAGUAGUGUUGAUGUAGAAAGCACUGACAUUCGACAUAUUUAAAUCAGAGAUAAAUUCCAUCUUGAAAGAGACUCUUAGGAAAUAAAUAAUUGAGAAAAAAUCUAAUAUGAUAGCUUUGCAGUAGACUUAAGGUUGGUAAAAUGAGAUGAAUUUUAUCUCAGAUUUGAACAUUAUUUUUUUUUUUUUUUUGGAGCUGGGGACCGAACCUAGGGCCUUGCGCUUGCUAGGCAAACGCCCUACCACUGAGCUAAAUCCCCAACCCCUUGAACAUUAUUAAGUAGGAAACCUUUGAGGCAUUUUGAGCUAGGCAUUUCUGUCAGCAUAUAAUUUGGAACAUAGUUCUUGAAAUAUUUGAAUUUGGUCUAUGUCCUUUAUGAGACUUAGAAGGAGCUCUGGCAAUUCCUGUAACUGGCUGUAGGACUAAGGAGCUUCAUGGCAAGCUCAAGAUCCAAGCUGGUGCUCUACAAUUCAAUUUCCAUUCCUUAAAUACUAAAAUUUGUUUGUGGCUCACUGCCCGAAUAUUUUUGGAAUUGAGGUCAUUGAUGUUUGGCCCUAAACCAGACAAUGGCAAUUUGCAUUUUAACUUGACAUUCAUGCCAAACUCAGAAAAACCAGUGUGAUCUUUUCUGAUGUCAAAAUGUAGUAAGUUGUCUUUAUUGUCGGGUUUCUUCUACCACACCUUUGUGGUGAAUGGAACUUGUACAAAUCUGUGUUCUUUUUUUUGUGGUGGUGGAUAGGAUGGAAAGGGAAGAAUUGCUUAAUUAAUGAAUAUUUGUUUUGACUCUGUCAAGGUAAAUGUGGAAUUACCAUGUACAGAAGGCAGGUACAUAACACACUUAAGAUUGCUGAUGUUUUUUUCUUAAAUCGAAGCUGAUCUCUUAUGUUUACAAUGAGAUUUCAAGGCUUUUGGAAAAUGGGGCUGAUAGUGUCUCCUCCUGUAGUGGGUGAAUUUGAUUUCCUGUUUAGAUUAAAAAAAACCCAUAAAUCUUUGUGUCGGCAAUUUAAUAAUAGGACUGUUACCAAAAGAAGUUAAUAAUAAACACAAAUACACAUAAAUCACCUCAUAGAUGGUUAAGAGUUGCAAAUUGUGGGACUUCCCAUUGCCCUUCUUUUCAAAAAGUAGUUCUGUAGAAUAAUAUAACCAAAGCAAGUAGGAAGUUGACUGGUUUGGUAUGUACCAGUAGUCUUAGAUACUGAAAAGUAUCAGAUUGUCAACAAGGACUUUUUUCCUAUAUUCCUGCAAAAUGUAUUCUAUAUUAAUGCACUUUUGUAUAUAGGACAGUCUUCUGUACAUUCUGUACUUACUACAGUGUAUAUAAAACCUGGCUUUUUUUUUCCUUGAAGCUGUGUGAGGGGGGAUAACAAUAGGACACAAUUGGUAUCUCUUUUGAGUUCCUUUUGCACAUGAAAAUAUUUUAGCAGGUUAUCUCAAUGAGUCUGUGUGGUUAUAACUAAAGCUGGGGAUGUAAUGGAGCUGUUUUUUGACCUAGUGUCAGAAUUAAGAGUCAUUUUAGUUAUUAAGAAUUUUGGUACUCAUACUAUCCUAAGUAUAUCUCUUUUUAAAAACCCCACUGCUGCUUAUAACUUUAGACUCUGAACCAGCUCCUUUCAAAGUUCCAUCCCAGAACCUUUACCACUAACAGAGAAUUGCCAUUUUCAUUGGUUCACAGUUUGACUAGACUCUAUAGACAUGUUUUGUGAGGGUCUCAGUUUCCCAAAAGUCAUGAACAAAACUUUUUUCUGAAUAGAUCAGAUUUUAGAGAGAUUAUCAUUCACACAGUAAGUGAAAAUUAGGUCAAAUUUUUGUUGACAAAAAUGAUCUAUUUUCCUUGAAAGAUUCUGCUGUGGAAUCUUUUAAAGUUAAGUUUCCAAAAAAAGAAAUGUCUAUGAUAGUUGUAUGUAUAGAUUCAGGUGCCAUUCUGGGUUUUGUGUGUGUGGAGAGUUGUUGUUUUGGUUUUUGUUUUGUUUUGUUUUGUUUUUUGAUUUAUGGUUUUGGGGUUUUUGGAUCAACAAUGUUAUUUCUUGCCACUAGAGGGAAAUCUAUGAUUCUUUUCUUUUUUGGAAAAAAAAAUCUUAGCUUUUUUUUGUUGUUGUUUUGUUUUGUUUUUUGUUUCAUGGAUUGGCAAGACUUAUUUUUAAAAUGUUUUGUGUGAGUAAAUAUGUUCAUUUAUUAGUCAGAGGUAGAUUAAUUAAGCUUGUUUAAUAAAGAAAGCAGUCUUAUCCUUGCUGUCUGUAACCUUUCAUUUUUAAUAAAUGUGAGUUAGAUACUAAGUAAAA
Molecule: messenger RNA, 8218 nt
Organism: Rattus norvegicus (Norway rat)
Lineage: Eukaryota; Metazoa; Chordata; Mammalia; Rodentia; Muridae
Gene: Fam199x
Product: family with sequence similarity 199, X-linked
Exons: 6
Coding region: 273-1433 (386 amino acids)
Source: RefSeq, marked validated